UUUCCAUCACUACCGGAAGAAAACCCGUCCUCCAGUGCUACUUCCCCCCAUCGCUUCUAAUGCUUCCCUCACUAUUAACUUCUAGUGGGGGGUUCAAGCGUCCUCCGGUUAACCAGUCUCAUAGCGUGAUAUAGUAUUCAUGGAAUAAUCGUUGAAGCCUAUUACUUAAAGAAGCUAAAAAAUUAGAAGAUAUAGACUAAAAUUUUAAAAAGGUAUAAAGACAGCAGGUUCUAACUAAAGAUGGCUUCCAAAAAAUAUUUUGAUAUUGGAGAUUUGGUGUGGGCAAAGAUGAAGUCUUUUCCUUUCUGGCCAGCCAAGAUAGUAAACCCUCCUACAGAUACAAAAUAUUCUGCUCUUAAAAAGGCACGGCAUUAUGUAUUCUUUUUUGGAAGCGAAAAUUAUGCGUGGAUACAGGAUCAAAAUAUUGUACAUCAUUCUGAAGAAAUGUUACAGACUGCUUCCAAUAAGAAACAAUCAAAUGGUUUGAAAUUAGCAAUAAAACAGAUCAUCGAAGAAGCUCCCAAAAAGGCUAAAUCGCUAGCCAAAGAAAAGGAAUCUCCUGAAGUAUCGACAAGUGGUACUGAAAAGAAAACUGCUGAAGUACAAAGAAUGAAACGAAAAACUGAAAGCCCAAGAGUUCGAAAGAAGGCUGCACCCAAAAGACGUAUUGUGGAUGGAACUGCAAAUAGACGAACAUAUUCUGUUACCAGGCAUGGUUAUGUUGAACCUGAGCUAGGUCCUGUAAUUAAUUUACAUGAACCCAAUGAAACGGUAAGAGUAAAAGAUGUCAGACCAUCAAAAGCGAAGAUAGGAUUUAUUGGUCUUGGAAUGAUGGGUCAAAGGCUUGCUAAAAACCUACUCAUUACAAAUCACAAAGUCACAGUUUGGAAUCGAACCUUUGAAAAAUGUAUAGAUUUUGCUAGAGGUGGAGCUUCUUUUGCACUAUCUCCAUGUGAUGUAGUCCAAAAGUGUGAUAUAAUUUUCUGCUGUGUUUCUGAUUCUAAGGCCUCAAAAAGUGUGGUUUUUGGACAUCGUGGCAUUCUGGCAGGUCUUGAAAGGUCGCCACGUGGAUCAAAAGGCUAUGUUGAAAUGACUACAAUGGAUCCAACUACAUCAAUAGAAAUUGCAGAAGCCAUCACCAAUAAAGGUGGAAGAUAUCUUGAAGCUGCAAUUACUGGAUCAUUGGAAAUGGCUGAAGGUGGAGCUCUGUUAGUUUUGAGUGCAGGCAAUCGGGAACUUUUUUUGAAAUGUAAGAGUUGCUUUUUUGCCUUCUCAGACAAUGCGUAUCAUCUUAGCUGUGAUGUUGGCAAAGGUUUUAAAAUGAGACUAAUUCAUAGUGCGUUAAUUGGUGUAUUACAGGCUGCCUUUGCAGAAGCCAUGGUUCUUUUGGAGCGUUGUAAUGUUUCUCAGAUAAACUUCUUGGAAAUCCUAGAACUUGGGCCAUUAUAUUCACGCCUUAUUUCAGAAAAAGGACGAUUUUUUCUGCAAUCACGUUCCUUUCCAACUGAUAAUUCGCUUAAGUAUCAGCAAAAAGAUUUGCAAUUGGCUCUUUCACUGGAUACUGACGGUAAACAGCCAAUGUUAAUCACGGCAGCAGCAAAUGAAAUCUUCAAACGUGCUAAAUUUAACAAUUAUUCUGAUGUAUAUGCUCUUUACUCGGAACAUUAGUUUUAAUGUCAGUUUAUUGUUUUGCUAUGCUAUGUUAUAUGCCUGAAACACAGAUAUGCUUUUUAUUCCAAUUCAUUGUAAAAUGUUAUAAAAGAUUUCAUAAUCCAUUAAAGCUAUCAUUUAUAAAAUUUUA
Messenger RNA from Argiope bruennichi, 1801 nucleotides. RefSeq lists its product as uncharacterized. Gene Ontology annotation, molecular function: oxidoreductase activity, acting on the CH-OH group of donors, NAD or NADP as acceptor; NAD binding; NADP binding. NCBI's taxonomy places the organism in Eukaryota, Metazoa, Arthropoda, Arachnida, Araneae, Araneidae. The transcript has 3 exons. The record is from RefSeq and is a predicted model, not a curated record. The coding region runs from base 241 to 1668 and encodes 475 amino acids.